Molecule: messenger RNA, 3537 nt
Organism: Heterocephalus glaber (naked mole-rat)
Lineage: Eukaryota; Metazoa; Chordata; Mammalia; Rodentia; Bathyergidae
Gene: Rnasel
Product: ribonuclease L
Biological process (GO): protein phosphorylation; negative regulation of viral genome replication; defense response to virus
Molecular function (GO): ATP binding; RNA binding; protein kinase activity
Source: RefSeq, a predicted model, not a curated record
CACACCAGGAGGAAGUGUUGACCCUGCUGAACUGUGUCCGAGCUUAGUUGCUGCCAAAGGAAUGACUGAGGAAGAGGUUGUGUCCUGAAGGGGAAAUCUCAGAAGACUAAAAACCCUGUUCUGCCUCAUACAGCUGGUUGUAGUUAGGUAACCACAAUUUAUACUCCAAAACUCUAGUCAAGUCCCAAGGAGAUAAGUUGCAUUUUCUCAAGGAAAAGGCAAAACAUAGCCAGUGGCAUUUACCAUCAUGGAGACAAAGGGUCCUAACAAUCCCCAGGAGGGACCCAUGCCCUCCAACUUUAGAAGGGCUACAAUGGAAAACGGUCAUUCAUUAAUUAAUGCUGUUAAGAAUAAAGAUGUCAAUCAGAUAGAGCAAUUGCUGAAAAUAGGGGCCAGUGUCAAUUUCCAGGAAGAGGAAGGGGGCUGGACACCUUUGCAUAAUGCAGUACAAGGUGGUAGUAAGGACAUUGUAGAACUUCUGCUUGAUCAUGGUGCUGACCCUCAUCAGAGGAAGAAGAAUGGGGCCACCUCCUUCAUCAUAGCUGGGAUUGAGGGAAAUGUGGAGCUGCUCAGACUUUUCCUUUCCAAGGGAGCGGAUGUCAAUGAGUAUGAUUCUAAUGGCUUCACAGCUUUCAUGGAAGCUGCUGAGCAAGGUAAUGCUGAAGCUUUAAAAUUUCUUUAUGAGAGUGGAGCAAAUGUGAAUUUGCAUCGAGAGACAAAGGCUGAUCAAAAGGUACUUGGGAAAGGAGGGGGCACAGCUCUCAUGGAUGCUGCUAAAAAGGGCCACAUCGAUGUCUUGAGAAUUCUCCUGGAAAAGAUGAGGGCAGAAGUCAAUGCCUGUGACAACAUGGGCAGAAGUGCCUUGAUCCAUGGUAUUCAGAGCUCUCCUGAUGAGAAGGUGGAGGAUAUUACCCGCCUUCUGCUGGACCACGGGGCUGAUAUUUGCAUGAGAGGAGAAAGAGAGAAGACACCCCUGAUCUUGGCAGUGGAAAAGAAGCAUGUUGGUUUGGUGCAGAUGCUCCUGGAACAAAAGCAUAUAGAUAUUGAUGCAAAAGAUGACAAAGGCAGAACAGCACUGCUGGUUGCUGUUCAGCUCAAUCUGAAGGUGAUUGUCGAGUUGCUGUGUAAGAAGGGAGCCAACACAGAUUGCGGAGAUCUUGUCUGGAUAGCAAAGCGUAAACAUUAUAACAAUGACCUUGCAAAACUUCUUUGCUCUUAUGGAGCCCAAGACUAUUUCCAACCCCCUACUAAAGAUUGGAAGCCUCUGAGUUCUCGUUGGGGGAAAGACCUGAAAAAACUCUAUAGAAUGUACCAUCGUAAAACUGGCAAACUCAAGAUCUUUAAGGGUGAAGACUACAAAAUUGCCAAAACUUCUAAAGGAGACAUCUACCUGGGGCUCUAUGAGGAGCGAGAAGUGGCAGUGAAGGUAUUCCGUGAGGGGAGUGAACAUGCAGUAAGGGAAAUGGACUGCCUGCAACACAUUCAAGGGCACAGUAACUUGCUGACAUUCUAUGGGAGUGAGAGUGAGGGGGCCUGGUUGUAUGUGUGUGUGGCCCUCUGUGAAGAGUCUCUGGAGGAGCUCUUGGAUAAGCGCAGAGGAGACGCCAUGGAGGAUGAGGAAGAUACAUUUGCCCGAAAUGUCCUAGCAUCUAUAUUUAAGGCUGUUCAAGAACUACACUUGCAUGAAUAUAUUCAUCAGGAUUUGCAGCCAGGAAACAUUUUAAUAGAUUCCAGGAAAGCUGUUCUCUUGGCAGAUUUUGAUCAGAGCAUCAAGUGGACUGGAGAUCCCCAGGAAAUCAAGAGUGAUCUAGAGGCCCUUGGACGGCUGGCCCUGUAUGUAGUAAAGAAAGGAGAGAUUCCUUUUGAGAGGCUGAAGGCUCAAAGUAUUGAACAAGUGCUUCAACUUUCUCCAGAUGAGGAAACUAAGGACCUCAUUCAUCACUUGCUCUGCCCUGGGGAAAAUAUGAGAGACUAUCUGAACAACCUUCUGAGUCAUCCCUUCUUUUGGACUUGGGAGAACCGCUAUAGGACACUUCGGAAUGUAGGAAAUGAAAAUGACAUCAAAGUGAGAAAAUCUGAUAGUGAGAUCCUCAAACUGCUACAACCUGGGUCAUCUGAAUGUUCCAGAAGUUUUGAUAAGUGGAAAGAUAAGAUUGAUGAAAUCCUUAUGGGAAAAAUGGAUGAGUUCUAUAAAAAAAGUGGCAAUUUUUACCAGAACACUGUGGGUGAUCUGCUGAAGUUCAUCCGGAAUAUAGGAGAACAUAUUGAUGAGGAAAAAAAUGAAUGGAUGAAGAAAAUAAUUGGGGAUCCUUCCCAUUAUUUUCAGAAGACAUUUCCAGAUUUGGUGAUCUAUGUCUAUACAAAACUUCAGAACACUGAAUACAAAAAGCACUUUCCCCAAAUCUGCAAUCCAACCAAUCUGCAGUUUGUUCAAGCCAGCAGGUUGGCCAGAUCAGAGUGCUGAGCCUUUCAUGUUCAAGUUGCCACUUAGAGGUUGUGUGGCUCUUGGCAAGUAACAACUCUCUGACCUUUUAUCUGGCCCAUUGCCCAUGAGGGAUGAGCUGGAUAUCUGAUGUGUCAGUUUCUACCACAGUGCACUCCACUCAACUGCUUUAGUCCACAAACUGCUUUAGUUCAUUAUAUUUUAUUAAUUUUAUUUUAGUUAGAGUCUCACUAUGUAGUUCAGGCUGGCCUUGAACUCACUGUAUAGCUCAGGCUGGUCUCAGACUUGUGGCGAUCCUCCUGCCUCAGCCUCCCGAGUACUGGGAUUGCUGGUGUGUGGCACCACACCCAGCUCUGCUUUAGUUCAUUUUAGGGGGUAAAACUUGUGGGCAGGAAGCUGCUCUGAGAUUCUUCCUCUUAAUUCUACCAAAAGAGAAUGUGAAGCCUUCUAAGCCAGUAUGUUUUACUGCAAUUAUCUCAUUUAAUUUUCCCAAUGACCUUGUAAAACAGAAUUUAUUAUCCCCAUUUAAGAACUCAAGGCUCAGACAGUUUGAGCUGCUUGGGCAGGAUCAUACAGCUUGUAUGAAGCACUGUAUAAAUGGAUCCUAGUGUUAUUGUUACCUUUCACUUGGGCACUUGAAAAACUUAAAUUAGCAGCCCAGAGCUCCUUUGAUAAGACUAAGAGCAAUAUGCCAAAGGGGUUCUGGGAGACUCAUUCAUUCAUUCAUUCAGGGUUUAUUCAGGACCAAUGUAAGUCUAAUUACAUUCCUCCUAGAAGCACCUGCACUGGUUUUCCAUGACUUUCAAGGAGAAGUUCUCAACUUGGGGCAACUUAGCUCCUCAGAGCAUGUGGCAAUGUCUGAAGAAGUUUCUGAUGUCACAGUUGAAUAGGGGCAGACCCUGGUGGCAUUUAGUAGGUAGUUAUUCCACAAGGCACUAGACAGCCCCACAACACAAAAUUAUCCAGACCAAAAUACCAGUGGUGCCAGGUUGAGAAAGCCUGUCUUGAGGGGCUGGGACACUUUUGAACUGCUUGGAUCCAGGAGUAUGUGGACCACUCUACAGAGCAGUGACACAAAGUUUUUAUUUAUUUAU